AUGAGGAGUCCAGUUCCUUCACGGUAUGCAAAAGUUAUCUCCAGUAAUCAAGAAGGUACGGACUCAAAUCAAAACUUGUCCUACAGUUUUCGACUGGGGAUUUCAAGUGAUGUUGAGGAUAUUCAGGCUUUCCGCAGAAAUGACGCGCGCCGUCACAGUUAUACAGAUGUUCUGUCUCUCACAAAUGAGGAACUUCACCCAGAUAUUUUGUUGGACCAGGAUAUAGAGGGGUUCGAUUAUGACCCUGUCCAAAAUAAGAUAUUUACCGAUGAAGGUUCACGGAGAGCCUCUUAUGAGAAUCGCUUUCAAGCUGCUUUGCUGCGACACCUAGUCUUAUUCUUAAUAGGUGUUUUUACUGGUCUUUCUGCUUGUCUAAUUGAUUAUGGCAUUGAAAUUAUUUCCCAGUCUAAAUACCGAUCAAUAUCCUGGCUAAUCAGUUAUUACCCUCACUCCUUGUGGAUUUCUGUCCCAGGCUUUUUAUGGUGUGUUAUAAACUCAGUCCUCACAGGCGCCGCAGCGACACUGGUCGUCUAUCUAGCCCCAGUUGCUGCUGGAAGUGGAAUUCCUCAAAUCAAAUGUUACCUCAACGGUCUUAAUAUCCCUCGUGUAAUGCGUUGCCUCACUAUGGUAGUGAAAGGUGUUGGUGUGGUCUUGUGUGUUUCAGGGGGGUUAGCUGCUGGCAAAGAAGGACCAAUGAUACAUAUUGGCUCAGUGAUUGCUGCUGGAUUAUCCCAAGGACGCCUUCGGUUUUGCAAAGUGUCAUUGAAGUGUCUGCAGAUUUUUAGAAAUGACCAGGAAAAGCGUGAUUUCGUCAGUGCCGGUGCGGCCGCUGGUGUUGCAGCCGCUUUUGGGUCGCCAGUUGGUGGUCUCUUAUUUUCCCUAGAAGAAGGUGCUAGUUUUGUGUACCAGAGGUUAACAUGGACAAUACUCUUUACGUCUAUGGUUUCGAUGUUUACUUUGGCUCUAUUUAAAACCCUCACCCGUACUCAUGUAUUCAAAUUUACUCCGGGAGGUCUUGUCAGCUUUGGUACUCUUGAAUCUUUGAACGACUAUAACGCCUAUGAGAUUCUCAUGUUUUUAGUAAUGGGUUUGAUUGGCGGGUUAUCUGGAGCAUUAUUUGUUAAAGCCAAUUCAGUGUUAACGAGAUAUAGGCAAAAAAAUAUUACGACGAAGUACAAUAAAAUUUUGGAAGCCAUGCUAGUCAGUGCAUUAACGACUACGCUGUGCUUUGCUAUUAUGUGGGCUGUUCGUGACUGUAGUCCGCUAGCAUAUACCAGCAGUUCUUUUCCCUUAAAAAUGAUGUGUGCAGAUAAUGAGUUCAAUUCAAUCUCUUCGCUACUCUUCUCAACACCUGAGCGUUCACUAAGGACCCUACUCCAUGAUCCACCAAUGACGUACAGCAUUUUUGUAUUGACAAUAUUUGUGUUUGUGUACUAUUUCUUGGCCUGUAUUACCUUCGGUUUAUCAGUUCCAGCUGGUCUAUUUAUUCCAUCCUUGCUCAUCGGUGCGGGUUGGGGGAGAAUAAUAGGGAAUGUAAUGCAUACUGUCGAUCCUGUUCAUUUUUCGGAUCCCGGGAAAUUCGCUCUAGUCGGAGCUGCAGCACAAUUAGGUGGUAUUGUUCGUAUGACUUUAAGUCUGACAGUUAUUCUUAUGGAGGCUACAGGAAAUGUGAUUGUCGGCUUACCUUUGCUGAUGACCUUGACCGUUGCGAAGUAUAUGGGGGAUUGUUUAAGUGAAGGUAUAUACGAUGAACACAUUGGACUAAGUAGCAUGGCUCUACUUCCAUGGACACCACAUUCAUUAGCUAUAACUAAACGAGCUUAUGAUUUAAUGUCCAAUCCCGUUGUAUUUUUACAUCCUAUUAUGCGUGUCAGUGACUUGGUUGACCGUAUUUCGAACAAUUUACAUCAUGGAUUUCCAGUUGUUGUUGGUUCUACAGAUCCGUCCAGAUUUUCAUAUGGCACCUUAGUCGGCAUGAUUUCAUCUGAGCAUUUAGGACUUUUACUUCAAAAACGCGCCUUCUGUAAAGAUGGCAAUACAGUGUACACAAUGCGUUAUGAAGAUUAUGAUAAUGCCUAUCCAUCGUAUCCUAAGUUGGCCGAUGUUCUAGCUAACUUAUCGUAUGAAGAUAUGGAUGCUUAUUUGGAUUUGAGACCUUAUAUGUGUGAAGCACCGUAUAGUGUUCCAGAGACUAUGACAAUGACUCGUGUCUAUCACCUCUUCCGUCUUCUGGGCCUUCGACAUCUACCUGUUGUUGAUAAUCAAAACCAAGUUCGCGGAAUUAUUACACGAAAGGAUUUAAGACGUUUUAAAUUUCAAUUUGUCGGUGAUGAGUAUCGUGUGGAAGAGUUGAUUUUCUCGCGUAAAAUGUAA
Molecule: messenger RNA, 2373 nt
Organism: Trichobilharzia regenti
Lineage: Eukaryota; Metazoa; Platyhelminthes; Trematoda; Strigeidida; Schistosomatidae
Source: the annotation of a GenBank genome assembly